AUGUAUACAAAAUGCUGCUUUCCCCGCCAUUCCUCGUUUCUCCACAGAUCAUCCACCCUGGAGAAAUACAACCUGCUCAUCGUCGCCGAUGCGACAGCAUCAAUGCAAGAUUUUCUUACAUCGUUGAAUACCUCUCUUCCUCGGAUUAUCUCCAUCUCCGCCCUGGCCAGCUGCUUCUCCCGACUGGGAGUGAUCGCGUACCGUGACUACACAGACCGGGAAGAGCUAAUCAAGUUUUCUCUUGGCCUGUCCCCAACACAAGAGUCUGCAAAUCAGCCGGAUGUCAUCGCAUUCACCAAAUCACUGGAGGCUGGCGGCGGCGGCGACUACCCAGAAGCCGCAAAGACAGCGUUGGCCGAGGCGUAUUCUCUGAUGCGACCGGACGCAAAGACGAUACCGUAA
Aspergillus mulundensis is the source of this 402-nucleotide messenger RNA. RefSeq lists its product as uncharacterized. NCBI's taxonomy places the organism in Eukaryota, Fungi, Ascomycota, Eurotiomycetes, Eurotiales, Aspergillaceae. The coding region runs from base 1 to 402 and encodes 133 amino acids. The transcript has a single exon. The record is from RefSeq and is a predicted model, not a curated record.